AGAAUUGAGUGAGUUAGUUAUGGAGACAAUGCUGGUCGAGGACGAAGCCCUACUGGCCGAAGUGCUCUUUAAAAAGGCUACAGGUUGGAGUACGAUGAACGAUACAGAAAGGAAGACCUGAAUGAUAUAGCGGAACUCAUAGAGGAAAGGCGUCGUGCUACAGUUAUGCUGUAGAGUAAGAAGCCUGGCCGUCGUAAAAACACCGCAGGCUGAGGGGGUUCUCGCCACUCUGUGACGAGUAAUUUCCUCCCUGGCAAUCUCUCGCUUCUUCAUUCAAGUUGCUUCAACAUGCUUGUACGGAGUAUAAUUUCCAUUCAUCCCUUCAAGCCUCUAUAUAUUUGUUAUCAUCUUCGACGCAACGAUGAAAAUUAAGCAUUGCGGCUCAAGUAACUAGUUAAGUAAUCACCAAAUCAGUUACGUAAUCAACAGAUCAGUUACGUAAUUAGAUAUCACGUGUCGACGAAGUGAAUAAGCAAAACAAAUCUUCGAGCGAUAUCAAAUUAUGCGAUUGCGAGCCACCUACUUAUUGAUCAGAACAAAAGAUUUCUUCCCCCUUGGAAUCUCCAGACACAUUAUAUCCUCCCUCAGGCACUGUGGUGACUCCGCAGUUGUUUAUCACUACUCAAUAGCAACCACCACUGAUACUAUCGUUUUCCUCCGUGUCCUCUCCGCGAGCUUGUCGAGAUGCCUCGUCGAGUCACUCCAAGCAAUCACAGACGCGCUGGCGAUAGCAACCCUAUAGGGACACCCCUUAGCCGUAAACAGCAGCGAGAUCUCCUUCGUCGGCAACAGGAGUUCCCCUUGGCGGAGGAGGAGGAGCCGUUUCAGGCUGGUAUGACUUUGCGAUUUGUCCCAGAAAACGCUCGUAUCAGACUCAAUCCUGCAAAAGGUUGGGAUAUCCAAGGUGAUACUCCGGCUGAACCACCUGUCAAGCUCACAGUCCCGCGUGAGCUUACCAGAAUCAAAGUUGGAAUCGCCACGGAUGAAGCGAAGCCUACUAGACGUCAGAUUAGCAAGUAUGGUGAUCAUCGUGAGAUAUACCCCAAGAACGAGCCUGUUUACAUUCGUGCUCGCCCUGCCUAUCCUUACUGGGAGUAUGCUUCCUCUACAGGUAACCAUAUUGCUGCAUCUCAUGUUCGCUUAGAUUCAGCAUUUAAUUCUGCCGACAAAUGUACAGCCGCUAUGGAUUUACUGCGGGCUAAAAAGAAAGCUUGGGAAGAAGCAGAAGAUCUUCGUUAUAGUAAUGAAAUGAGGUCCUGGCGUAUCCAACAAUGUGAAUGGGAGAUCAAAGUUCUAGAAACAGAAUGGUCUCGCGGUAAUAUUAUUAUCUUCCAUCCAGAUACUACUCGCGAGAUUAUUGAUACGGCUAAAGAGCAUUUACAAAUUCAAAUCAAUAAGGAUAUACAGGGUCUUGUUGAUACUGCAUUUAUUGGCAGGCUACCUUCUACUAUUAUUCGUACUCCGAUACAUGGAAGGAAUCCCCCCCAGUCAGACAAACUGUUGAGAACUCUGCAGCCUUUGCUUGAGGGUGAUAGAAGACACGGUACUGUUACUAAACAAAAUACUCGCAAACGUGCACGGCCGCAAACCAAUUCAGAUUCUGAACCCACGGAAAGAUCUGGCUCGAGCGAGGAUCUUGACACCGAGAGUAGCAAACGCAAGGAGUGUGCAAAUGAACAGCGAUUGUGUAACUCUAACAUUGAUAGCAAUAGUAAGUAUCCUAGCCAAGCAAUGUCACUUCCAGAGGAGAGAAAUUCUCUACCGAAUACAGAAGUAGUCUUUUUUGCUAACCAGCAAGACGGCUGUAUAGAUAUAAAUAUUGAUGGUUCCCCAUCCUCUAUAGUACCGUCGGGGGCCUCUGAAACCCCUGACCACACUUGUCGACCUCAAUGCAACUUUGCUAUCAAUAAUCUCAAGCUUGGGUCACCUGCUCUCAGUACUGUUACCUUUGAUAUACCCCCUGAGAAGGCUAGCUUUCCUUUUAAAGGCCUCGAUGCAGGCUAUAAAAGAAUUGAAAAUAUGGCUAGUUGCUACCACCGAGUCUCCAUUGAUGAACCCUCUCCUAGUUUCAAGGCGAGUAGAGAGAGGAGCAAGAGGAAGGAUCAAGCCUCAACACAGAUCUCUGAAGAGCUCAAGCCAGCACAAUACAGUCAUGGAUUUAAGACUAUGGAGCAUAUUCAUGAUAACAACUUUCCACCAUCUGACUCUGACGUUGACGCUAACAGCAAUGUUCCUUUAAUCUCUAUACCAAGGUCACUAAUUCCAUUUUAUAAAGACAAGCGUGAUCGUGGUGUAACUCCGGAUAACCCUGGGAUGAAGGAACUUAUGGAAACCAUUGCUAUGGCUGAUGGUAGACCUAAAAAAGUAGCUAUUAGACACCUCUUACAGCGUCGAGGGAGUUACUCAGAAUUGGAAUGGAAGCAUUUAUGGACUUUACCAAUCACAUAUAUUGAGGGCUACCUCUAUUGCAAAGACCUCGGUAUCACCACAGACGGAUUUACUAUGCAUGGAGUAGAAGAUAUUAUUCAAAAGCCCGAAAAAAUAUGGAUCAAAAAGUUAAACAGUGAGAAAAAAGAAUACUACCGCCAGAUGCGCGGUCUUAUGAUCUGGGAGAAUAGAUAUUGGCUCUUCAAGAUCGAUCCGGAGAAGCUCAACCCACCGUCGGGAAAGCAAUGGUACGACCGUGCUAUUUAUAUUGCCGAUAAUGAUGGUUAUUGGGCUCGACACAAAAACGAUAUUCUGCAUCCUUGGGAAGUUGCAUUCCUCACAGACGAGAUGGAAGAGCCGGAGAACCAACGGUUGUAUCGCGGUAUAAGAGUCAAAAAGCGUGUGCUAAAGGACAGAGUGAAAUUAGCUUGGCCUAGCUUGUGGACUGAGGAGCUUCCCCGAAUCAUCGAGCAAUACUUUCUGGAGGAAGAUUGGCGCCCAGUACGCCGCGAGUAAAAAUAGUUUACUUGUGUCAAAACGGAAGCAGCAGCAACGAAUAUAAUUGGUUAAAUCAAUGAUUAGAACGAAUAUACGGAUGCGUAAGGUGUUCAAAUUAAACCUAUCGAGGUGUAGCUAU
This is a messenger RNA of Trichophyton rubrum CBS 118892, 3064 nucleotides long. RefSeq lists its product as uncharacterized. The transcript has a single exon. NCBI's taxonomy places the organism in Eukaryota, Fungi, Ascomycota, Eurotiomycetes, Onygenales, Arthrodermataceae. The coding region runs from base 685 to 2943 and encodes 752 amino acids. The record is from RefSeq and is a predicted model, not a curated record.